Messenger RNA from Spinacia oleracea (spinach), 2789 nucleotides. Its product is annotated as IQ domain-containing protein IQM6. Bases 1055 to 2698 code for a protein of 547 amino acids. NCBI's taxonomy places the organism in Eukaryota, Viridiplantae, Streptophyta, Magnoliopsida, Caryophyllales, Amaranthaceae. The transcript has 9 exons. The record is from RefSeq and is a predicted model, not a curated record.
CUAUAAAUAUGUUUUAAAUAUCAACUUUUAAAAAAAAAUUCUUAUUCAUAAUUGAAGAUAUUAGUGUUUGAAAUCGUGUAUUGGCAAACGUGUCUAAAUAAUUGUGUCAUUUAAAAAAGAACGGAGAAAUUAUUUUUUAAAGUUUCUGUCUUGGAGGGUAGAUUACGUUGAAAUAGAGAAAUUUAUAUUUUUUGUUUCCCUAAAUCAAUGCAAAAUGAGUAUUUUUAUUUUUCACUCAUGCGAGCUUGUGAAGAUAAAUAUAUUGUGAGGAUCCGCUAUGUUGGAUGGUUGGUUAGUGGUCUCUUCUUCCUCGACACCAUUGAAAAUUAUACGGUGUACCGUGCACUCAAGAGUAUUUUUAUGCUCAUGGGUGAUCCCUCUCACAUUUUCUCAUCACAUAUAAGAAAAAAUGUGAGGAAGGUGAACCGUGUACCCGGGUACGCCUAAUAUGUUCUACAACACCAUGGGUUCCAUCACCACCACAAACAACUGAAAGAUCAUCCACUACCGUUUCUAAUGACUUGCAACAGUUUGAUGUGAGAAUAUGGGUAUUUUUGGCAAAAUAUAAUUUGAACAUCAAACCCAUCAUGAUAUGAAUCCGCAUUAUACUAAUUUUAAAAGUGUACUUAAGAAAAUGAGAGUAUUUUAGAUGGAUACCAGACUAUACAAGAGUUUACUUAUCUCCUCUGUAAUAGAAAUAUCCUCUAAAAAAUAUUAAAAUGUCAAUUAAGAAGCUAGUUGUCUAACCCUUUUCUUUUUCAUUUUACGAAAAUUUCUCCCUCCCGCGUUGAAUUUUUCUUUUAUCCAACAUCCUAGUUAGUUCCGUUUUCCUUUUAUUCUCUACCAUUGCAUACUUUUUUAUGUUUUCCUAUUCAUCUUUCCUUCUUUGCUUACAAUAUGUUUACGGAUUGAGAGCAGCCAUCUCCUUUCAUGGUAUGGUAUGGUAUGGUAUGCCAUCUUCAUAAUCGAAGGCUCAAGACCGUGUUUGAAGGAUCAUAUAGCUUUUGGAGAGGGAAUGUAGAUCAGAAGAUGUGGGUGUAAAAGGUUAAAAGAAAUGGAGUUGAUAGAAGAGGUGACAUUGCAAACUCCACAUUGUUGUAAUAUAGAAAAUGUUGAUGAGGCAGAACAAGUUGAUUAUUCUAAAGAAUCGUCAUAUUCUCGAAUACUUCAUCAUACUAAUCCAAAAACACCAUCUUCAUCAUCAUUAACGCCGAAAAUGCGAGAGAAUAGAGGUUUGGCUGCAGUAAAAUUACAGAAAGUGUACAAGAGUUUUAGGAUCAGAAGGCAGCUUGCAGAUUGUGCUGUUCUAGCUGAACAAAAAUGGUGGCAGGUGCUAGACUUUGCUGAACUCAAACACAGCUCUAUAUCAUUCUUUGAUAUAGAGAAACCUGAAUCUGCUGUUUCACGGUGGUCAAGAGCAAGAACAAGGGCUGCUAAAGUUGGAAAAGGUUCGUCUAAGGAUUCAAAAUCUCGGAAACUUGCCCUCCAACAUUGGCUAGAAGCAGUCGAUCCUCGACAUCGUUAUGGUCAUAACCUACAAUUUUACUACGUAAGGUGGCUUCAUUGCGACAGUAACCAACCCUUCUUUUACUGGCUUGACAUUGGAGAUGGAAAAGAAGUGGACCUAAUUGAUAGAUGCUCGCGAUCACGACUUCAACAACAAUGUAUUAAGUACCUUGAUCCAGGAGAGAGGGAGGCAUAUGAAGUAAUAGUGAAGAAUGGGAAGCUCAUAUACAAAGCAACCCAACAGACUGUUGAUACACUGGGACUACCUAAAGGUACUAAAUGGAUCUUUGUUUUAAGCACAACUAAAACUUUGUACGUUGCCCAGAAAAUCAAAGGCAAGUUUCAGCAUUCCAGUUUUCUUGCCGGAGCUGCUACAUUAUCUGCUGGCAGAUUGAUUGUUCAUAAUGGCAUUUUACUGUCUGUUUGGCCUCACAGUGGUCACUACCUCCCUACAGAAGAAAACUUUCAGGCAUUUAUGUUAUUCCUUAAACAACAUCAUGUCGAUCUAACUUGUGUCCAGAGAGCACCUCUGGAUGAAGAAGAUGGAACGAGUCAAUUCAGAAGAGAGGAUGAAGAUAUUAUUAGUUCAAGCUGCUUAACUGAAGAUGAGAAUCAACCAAGGCCACAUGUUGUUUCCAAGCUUUCAGAAGUUGCCACAUCUUCCAUACUUAUGAAAAGAUCCCAUCUCAUACGAUCCAAGAUUGCCAAGCUUAGAAUUCCAAGCAUGCAUGAUACGGUGGAAGAAGAGUUCAAGACACCACAACCACCACCACCACCACCACCACCACAAGAGCAAAGUCCAAGCAACGACAAUGAAGAAGAAGAAGAAGAAAGUUUCUCAACAGCAGAAGAUUCGCUUCUGUCAGAGCAUGAUUUUAUGUGUCCUAAACUAAACUUGUUUGAGGUACAUGAGGAUUCAGAGUUUGAUGAGCCAAUAUCACACGCAACAAUCCAUGAGAGGAUACAGAGUCAUAGAAGAACUAGAUCUUACCAGUUGGGUGAACAUUUACAGUUCAAAUGGACAACAGGAGCAGGGCCUAGGAUUGGCUGUGUCAGGGACUAUCCUUCUAGGUUGCAAUGCCAAGUGCUCGAGCAAGUACAACUGUCUCCAAGGGGUACUAAUGUCACUCCUAGGACCCUCAACUAUAAACAAACUUUUCCUAGUCAAGAAACUACUGUUUGUCCUGAAUAAAUCUUUCCAGAUGCUCAUCACACCUAAAAUUUUGGAACUUUGCAGAAAAUCUGCUUUAAUUAUGCCAUAUAAUUCCAUGUAUCCUCUUCCA